CCGGCCCUCUCGGCCCCGUCAUCGGCCCGCGCCCGCCGCCCCCACGGGGCGCCGCGCUGACGGCUCCGCCCGGCCCGGCCUUGCCCGCUUCCAAGAUGGCGGCGGUGGCGGCGGCUGUGGGGAGCCUGCGGCGCGCGGGCUGGGGGCUGCUGCGCUGCCGGCCGGCACCAAGAUGGCCCUUGACACUGCACAGAUUAAAAGCGAUGGCUUCUGCCCCAAGGAACUUGCAAACCAAAUCACAGGCUGCCAGUAGAGCUCAGAUGCAUCAGCUAGUUGUCAGAUGCCCAUUGUACCCAGCCCAGCGUGCCUUCCAUGCCUCAGCUCUGCUGAGGAGAGUCUCAGAUGAACAGAAACAGGAACCACCACCAUCUUCCUCCCAACAACAUUUUGAAUCACACCCACCAGGUGACCAGCCUGACCAGGAGCCCCAGCGCUCACACCACAGUUACACUGAUCAGGGUGGUGAGGAAUCUGAGGACUAUGAGAGUGAAGAGCAGCUGCAGCACCGAAUCCUAACAGCAUCGCUGGAGUUUGUGCCUACUCACGGUUGGACAGCAGAUGCCAUUGCAGAGGGAGCCAAGUCUCUGGGCCUCUCUGUUGCUGCAGCAGGGAUGUUUCAGAAUGACGGCAGUGAGCUGAUACUGCACUUUGUGUCCCAGUGCAACUCUGAGCUCUCUAAUCUGCUGGAGGAACAGCAAAAACUGGUGCAGCUGGGCCAGGCAGAGAAGAAGAAGACAGACCAAUUCCUGAGAGAUGCUGUGGAAGCCAGACUGAGGAUGCUUAUCCCAUACAUUGAGAAAUGGCCCCAGGCUGUAAGCAUUCUGCUGCUUCCACACAACAUCCCUUCCAGCCUAAACCUCCUCACUAGCAUGGUGGAUGAUAUGUGGCACUAUGCAGGAGAUCAGUCCACCGAUAUUAAUUGGUACACUCGUCGGACAGUGCUAGCUGGCAUCUAUAACACCACUGAAGUGGUGAUGAUGCAGGACUCGUCUCCUGACUUUGAAGAGACUUGGCGCUUCCUGGAAAACAGAAUAGCUGAUGCCAUGAAGAUGGGUCAUACAGCUAAACAGGUACAGUCAACGGGAGAAGCACUCGUCCAGGGCCUAAUGGGAGCUGCAGUCACUAUAAAGAAUCUGGCGGGACUGAACCAGCGGCGGUGAAGAGGAAGAGACGGAACUGAAAGUCUGUGCCAUGCCCUUUGCCUGUAAGAAGAUUGAAGGCAGAAUCCCAGGGCGCACAAGAACAUGGAGCCAUCACAAUAAUGAACAUCCCCAUGACUGUUAAAAAUUUUCCCCACCGCAGAAGCCUGUCUAGCAGAAUGGCACAAGCAUCUAUAUUUACUGGGAUUUGUAAAUAACUUAAGACCAGGCUUCCUGUUUAUGCUCCAUAUUUUGGUUAGACUUUCCUAGUAUCCCUGGUGUAGUAAAAACACUGAUUAGUGCAUUAUUAGACAAUUGUGAUGAAAGGUUGAUUGAACUGCAUUAGCCCAGCCCCCCAGUGACAUCUUUCACUUGCACUGCCCCAGUCCUCCGUAACACAUAGACCAUGUGUGCCUUGAACCCUGAGUGGACAUCAUGUUUUCACGUCGCUGAUGGAAAUAACACUUUCAGGAAGAGACCUCUCAGCGGGGGCCAGCUGGCGUUAUUAGAUGGUGCUCUUUGGAAGGCUGUCCCUGGGAUAGCCUUUCACGGUUUAUAGCUGUGCGAAUGCAUUCCUGGAUUUCUUUCUGAGGGGAGUAAUGCACUCAAACGUGGUAAUGACAAGGGGUGCGGAGGUUGGGCAUGCCGCCAGCCCCCAACCAGCCAUUUGCGGAUACCCCCAGUGCCUGUAGCUGUAAAGCCUGCUUCUGAAUGUGUGAUCCACCCUGCUGCUGGGCUCCGGCCAUGGCAGCGGGCCGACGCGCUUGUGAACCAGUCUGUAAAGAAUUAAAAAAGUCCUAUUUAAA
Dermochelys coriacea (leatherback sea turtle) is the source of this 1945-nucleotide messenger RNA. It is a transcript of the gene COQ9, whose product is annotated as coenzyme Q9. Gene Ontology annotation, biological process: ubiquinone biosynthetic process. Gene Ontology annotation, cellular component: mitochondrial inner membrane. The record is from RefSeq and is a predicted model, not a curated record. The transcript has 10 exons. Bases 96 to 1160 code for a protein of 354 amino acids. Gene Ontology annotation, molecular function: lipid binding. NCBI's taxonomy places the organism in Eukaryota, Metazoa, Chordata, Testudines, Dermochelyidae.